This is a messenger RNA of Eimeria mitis, 1401 nucleotides long. RefSeq lists its product as uncharacterized. The transcript has a single exon. The coding region runs from base 1 to 1401 and encodes 466 amino acids. Lineage: Eukaryota; Apicomplexa; Conoidasida; Eucoccidiorida; Eimeriidae. The record is from RefSeq and is a predicted model, not a curated record.
AUGCGCGCUCAAGUGGAGGCUGCCCUAACUUCCCUUGAAGCCUCUUCUCGGGGUCGUAAAGGGACCGCAAUCUCCGCGGCAAGGGACUGCACAGCACUAACCAGUCAGCCCGUGCCCCCCCCACCUUUGUCGCUGCAUGCAGCAUCUUCUACAACCGAAAGUAAACUGCUCCACCAGCAAAAACACCUUCAUGCGGUGGGUGGGGGCCAUCGAAUUGGCGGCGUAGGGGGAGGAGAUAGGACGGAGGCUCCGCACGGGGGUGUGGACCCAACACCCAAGUGGCUGUCUCUUAUGAGGGACUGCACGCGUUUUCUGUGGUCUCUGAUUGCCGCCGCAACAUUGGCCGCUCCCCUCCCAGACUGGCCAGCCCCACGCAUUUGCAUGGGUGGCGGCAGCGUUUCCUGCGCUGAGGAUGGCGGCGACGCACCAGGAGACCAAGCUGCGGCGAGCGUCGCCGAUAGUUGUGAAGGCGCCGUGCUGCAUGCAAAUUGCAACGGAUGCCCGUCAGUGGAACAGGCAGCACCAUCUGUCACGCGUGGAGAACCAGAGGAGACAGGGCAUGUUGAACCUUUCUGGCCUCUGGAGACAGGCCCUGGGAAUCAGCAUCUGCUGCAGGCCGCACUAAAGGCAAGGCGUCAACUUUUCAAGUUGCGUCAAGGUGCUGAAAGCAGCAGCGGGAAAGAAGAGACGGGUGCAGGCGCUGGCGAGGAGGGAUGUCGAACGCAAACGCGGUCCUCUGUCGGCUUCGGAGAUGGGCUGCGUCAGGCACAUGCAGCUCGGCAUCUGCUGCUUGACCUCUUACAGGGGUUGCAGCGGAUAGCGCGGGCUUGGUUUGUCUUUGGCGAGGCUGCAUGGGUGUUUGAGGGGGCCCGAGACGGCUACGGCGAAAGCAUCAUGCGGUGUACUGUCACCCCGCCUUGGGCAUCCGACCUGCUGGAUGCGUCGAUUGCGUGUCUCUCAUGUCUCUGGGCAUUGGCGGCGUGUAGCCAGUCUCUUGGUUUGGUUGGGGAGGAGGAGGGUAAUGCGGAUACCUUAGGAACCUUUCAGAAACAACAGGCUGCGCUGGCUUCUGCUUGCUGUGUGGACAUCCUAAGGCUGUGCGCCUGGUCAGCGUCUCUGCAGGCCAAGACGUCCCCGGGCCGCACGCACGAGGAAGUCAUGUGCACGGAGUUGAAUGCAUGCGAAGAUCGGUGUCUUUCUCUUUGGGAAGCAGUGUAUGUUUUUAUUUGUGAGAGAGGGCUCCGGCCGUUGACGUGCCCUGAAAGGGCCCCUAGGCAUGUCUUUGGAGAUAGAGCAGGUAGGAGCCGCUGGGUGCGCCUCGCGUUGCUGCAGAUCCAACGCCUUUGUGGAACAAACAACGAACACCUGCAGCAGCUCAUUGCCGUUGCAGAAGGGCUGUGA